Messenger RNA from Aquila chrysaetos chrysaetos, 3058 nucleotides. RefSeq names its product flocculation protein FLO11-like. The transcript is spliced from 12 exons. Gene Ontology annotation, biological process: visual perception. The record is from RefSeq and is a predicted model, not a curated record. NCBI's taxonomy places the organism in Eukaryota, Metazoa, Chordata, Aves, Accipitriformes, Accipitridae. Bases 417 to 2906 code for a protein of 829 amino acids.
GUGGGCUCGGGCGGCCAGCGGGCACGGCAGAGCCCCGGGGGUCUGCGGGGGCUGCGUUGCUGGAGGCGGUGCCCACCCAGCUGGGCUCGCCUGGGGGGGCUCAUGGCCCGUCUGAUGCCCCAGCACGUGCAGGGUCAGCAUGGGUGCCGACGGGUACCCCCUCCCAGAGCCGCGACCAGCCUGGAGGUGACCGAACGCUGGCCCUUGGGGCGUCCCCUGACCGUUGGACCCACACAGCAGAUCUCAGCCUGGCUUCAAGCUCUAAGCCUCCUGCUGCGGCCACAGCCAGGAAUUUGCCUUUUCGGGCCAGAGUUGCGACGGCAGCGCAGGCUCCCAGCAGCGUGCCUGCAUCUGAUGAGUCUGCAGCCAGUGGCUUCUCUGAUGUCCAGCACGGAGCUUUAGUUGCCAGAGCCACGAUGAGGAGCCGUGAUGGGCAGAAGAAAGCGGAGAGACCAAGCCCUGGCCUGCCUGACCUUGGUACGGGUGAGGACCGCGCUGCUGUUCCUCACCCGGUGUCCCUUCCAGGGCCGCCCUCGGCUCUGCCAACAGAAAGGACAUCCAGCUCGACCGAAACGCAUACUGGUGCCGUGUGGGUAACCUCUGCUGUGACGCCCGAGGUGCUCUGGGACACACGGCCUGCUGGCACCUUCCCGCACGGCGAAGCUGCUCUGCUGGUGGACACCGUCUCGGCCGAGGUCCCAGAAAAUGGGUCUGGACUUCUGGCCACUGUCUUGGCAUCGCUUCCCAGUGCUGCAUUGGCUCAAGAUGUCAACCACCCACAAAUGCCGGCUCCCUUCCUUCCUACAGCGGAGUCUGGGGGACCUGCUGUCACCUCAGGGAAACCGAGUGAUCGGUCUUCCCCCCCUGCAAGGCAGACUCUGCUGACAUCCACUGAAGCCCACCCUUCCCCUGCUCAGACCAGGCCCCCCAGCGCUGGAGGUCCCCCUGUGACGGGGCUGAGCUCGGUAGCCUCUGAUACCGACCCGGACCCUGGAGCGACCAAAGCCUCCUAUGAGGAUGGAGCUGUUAUGGUGGCUUCCCCUUCUCCAAGAGCUGCAGGUGUGACACACGGCUUCUCCCUGGGGUCACGUACCCAGAGGCCAUCUCUGCAUCUGGAUCCCUCUCUCGUGGCAGCAUCUGAGGAUGGACCCACUGCACGCCAAUGCCAGCCCAUGAGGGUGGCAGAGAUGACCGUGCUGCCUGGACCGGUGGCUGCGGCAGAAGAAGCCGGGCACAGUGAACCCCGGACAGCAUUGGUAGGAGCCACUGCUGCUCCAGCAGGACCUCCAGCGCCCACCCAUGCCAGCCCAGGCUCUGUGCCUCUUCCCAGCUCCGAGAACCCUGCUCCAGGGCUUUGCUCUGAGGCUGUGCACCACACCGGCACCGCCACCUCGCCAUCUCCAUCCUACCUGCUGGCUUCCACCGGAGCUGCGCGUGCAGCCGGCUCCCUGCCCAGCUCUCGCACCCCGGUCGCACCAUCAGGAGCGACCCUUGAUGUUCAGUCUGUGUCCGGUCACUCUGUCGCCUCCCAGCAUCUCCCUGCAGCUGCCAGAGAGACCUUCACCCCAGCUGAGCUGAUGACGAUGGGCAAACCUGGGUCCCCAGGGGCGAAGCCCCCUGCAUCCCACCGCCCCGGGCUCCCCUCUCCUGCACAGCCUCUGCCUCCGCACGUGCUGCCUUUGCGGUUCCGUCUCUUGGGCAUCGCUUACGCCGAGGCUCUGAGCAGCAGGGCUUCGGAGAGCUACAGGGAGCUGGAGGAAGAAGUGAGGCUGAUGCUAAACCAAAUGCUGUCCACCUAUGAGACCUUCCUGCAGGCAAAUGUCCUUGAGUUUAUGAACGGCUCGGUGGUUGUGCGAGGGGAAGCUCUGUUCAGGGGGGACGCUCCUGCUCCCACUAACUCCCACCUCAUCCGGACGGUCGUCACGGAGGCGAGCAAGGGAAGGAGCAUCUUCAGCUGGCAACUGGAGCCACAAUCUGUCCAGUCCAGUGGCUUCAACCUGGAGAACCUGGAGCCGGAGAAGCUGUCCAUCUCUCUCACUGCCCUCCAGCUUGGGAGCAGCAGGACAAACUCCCUGGAGAGGCUGAUCAGCAAGGUGACUUGGUCUCUCGAUGCCCUCUACCGUGUGAGGAACUUCACUGUUGCCCAGCUCAGAAACCUCAGUGGGGACCUGGAGAUCGCUGGAGACCUCUACCUUGACACAGUCAUCCAUGCCGACGUUGCAGAGGUUCUGCAGGCCUUGACAGCUCUGGCAACCUGCUCCGUGGACCUGACCUCCCUCUCGGUGGAGGGAGCCAGGCUUCACCUACAGGUUUACCCGGUCUCCUUCCUCAUCGCCAACAGACGCUUCAGUGAGGACCUUCUGGAUCCACUUGCUAUAGAGCACCGGGAGCUCACCAGAGACCUUGAGGACGUGGUGGCGAGAGCCGUGAGGGACCACAGGAGCUUCCUGCAAGUGGUGAUAAGAGGAUUCCUGCCUGGCUCCUUGAUCUGCCAUGGGGACGUGGUCUUCCAGCACCCUGCUCCAACCAGCCUGGAAGUUUUGGAGGCACUCGCUCUCUCAGUUGGGCCAAACAAGACUUUGGCUGGUUCAGACUUCCAGGUGGACCCAUACUCUCUUGCUGUGGGCGAGGACACUCUGCAGCCACCCCUGCCCCAACCAGGCUUUCCUGAGUAUGGCGUGGCCAUUGUCAUCGUGUGCGGCCUCUGCAUCAUUACUGCUCUGAUCGUCUUGCUGGUGUGUCUGAGGACCAGGAUGUUCAGCUGGUGGGAUGUGGCAGUCCUCUGGGACAGAAGCUACUCUGAAGCGAGGACCCAAACCCUGGAAAUGGAUAACCGAGGGAUAUGGUCACCCUCUGAACAGGGCCCUGAGGAUCCUCAAACAAGCUUGCAAAACAGUGCUGCCUGAUGAGAAGAUGCAGCUGAUCGGGGGGAGCCUGAAGAGGGGUUGUGGAGGGAGAGAUGUUCAGAUGAUGCUCAUCAUGCUGCAGCUGCCGAACCCUCCCUGAGAAGGAUGCGGGCUCAGGUGUAUAAAGGAAUAACUUUGUAUGUUGAACUUUA